GCGGGCGGUGCGCAGACGCAGUGGGAGUUUUGUCAAGAUGGCGGCGGGGCCAGUGAGGAGGCAGAGCUGGGAGAUGCUGUGAGGCAGUCAGAGAGGCAGACCGCGGCUACACAGGACAGACGACCGCUACCGGAGGAAGGGAGGGCCGACACGACGGGACAUUCGGGGAUACGGAGGAGUGACAGGCUCAGCACACGCCGCCACACCCGGGGAGGCCGCCGGACAGUGCGGGACACAUGAGCCCGAGCAGUCCCCGGGAUCUACCGGCGGCGGAGGAAGAGACAGCCGGGCGCCCCUGAGGGCCGGGAGAGGGGCCCCUGACGGGCUGGCCUCAGGAUGAAGUUCGCCGAGCAUUUGUCCGCUCACAUCACCCCGGAGUGGAGGAAACAGUACAUCCAGUAUGAGGCUUUCAAGGAGAUGUUGUAUGCAGCCCAAGACCAGGCCCCGUCUAUUGAAGUUACAGACGAGGAUACUGUAAAACGAUAUUAUGCCAAGUUUGAAGAAAAAUUCUUCCAGACCUGCGAGAAAGAACUUGCCAAAAUCAACACAUUUUAUUCAGAAAAGUUAGCAGAAGCCCAGCGACGCUCAGCCACUUUACAAAAUGAGCUGCAAUCCUCACUGGAUGCACAAAGGGAAAUCAGCCGGUUGCCUACCCUCAGGCAUCGUAGAAAAGCUGUAUUCACCCUUUCACAUGAGGAACGGGUCCAGUACAGAAACAUCAGGGACCUGAAAUUGGCAUUCAGCGAGUUCUAUCUCAGCCUAAUUCUGCUGCAGAACUAUCAGAAUCUGAACUUCACAGGGUCGAAGAUCCUUAAGAAACAUGACAAGAUUCUGGAUACGGGCCGUGGUGCAGAUUGGAGGGUGGCUCAUGUGGAGGUGGCGCCAUUUUAUACCUGCAAGAAAAUUAAUCAGCUGAUCUCCGAGACUGAGGGUCUAGUGACAAAUGAAUUGGAAGAUGGAGACAGACAGAAAGCCAUGAAGCGUCUGCGUGUGCCACCCCUCGGAGCUGCACAGCCUGCACCAGCCUGGACUAUCAGUGUGGGACUGUAUUGUGGAUAUUUAUUGUGUUGAAUUGCGCAGGUUGUGUAUACUGGUUACGAGAGGUAUAAAAUUACAGAUGUCUGGCCUUUGGUGCGCAUUUACAGGGGUGGUUUCCUGCUGGUGGAAUUCCUUUUUCUUCUGGGGAUCAAUACUUAUGGAUGGAGACAAGCUGGCGUCAAUCACGUCCUCAUAUUUGAGCUCAACCCUCGUAACAACCUCUCACAUCAGCAUCUGUUUGAGCUUGCGGGAUUCCUUGGCAUGCUGUGGUGCCUCAGUCUAUUCUCCUGUGUCUUUGGACAUCACAUCUAUUUGCCAAUGCAGGUGAAUCCACUGGUCUUGUAUGGCUUCAUGUUGCUUUUUCUCAUCAACCCCACAAAGACCUUCUACUACAAGUCUCGAUUUUGGCUGCUUAAGUUAUUGUUCCGAGUGUUUACUGCCCCCUUCCAUAAAGUGGGCUUUGCAGAUUUCUGGCUGGCCGACCAACUCAACAGUCUUGCAGUGAUACUUAUGGACCUGGAGUUCAUGAUCUGCUUCUACAGCUUUGAGCUGAACUGGAAGAAUGACAAUGGACUCAUCAGUGCUGCGACUGGGAAGUGUAAUACGUAUUCUUAUGGGGUGCGAGCUGUGGUUCAGUGUAUUCCAGCAUGGCUGCGUUUCAUCCAGUGCCUGCGACGAUACAGAGACACUAAAAGAGCCUUUCCUCACCUGGCGAAUGCUGGCAAAUACUCCACUACUUUCUUCAUGGUCACGUUUGCUGCUCUCUACCAAACCCACAAUGCUCAUAAUCACUCGGAUGCUCAGGUGUUCUUUUACCUGUGGAUCGUUAGUUAUGUCAUCAGUUCAUUAUAUACGCUUAUCUGGGACUUGAAGAUGGACUGGGGUUUGUUUGACAAGAACGCCGGUGAGAAUACUUUCCUGCGAGAAGAGAUUGUGUAUCCACAGAAGGCCUAUUAUUACUGUGCAAUCAUACAGGAUGUCAUUCUGCGCUUUGCAUGGACCAUACAGAUUUCUCUCACAACGUUAAACCUACAUGGGAAUAUUUCAGAUAUAAUAUCCACUGUCCUUGCUCCGCUUGAAGUCUUCCGCCGUUUUGUGUGGAAUUUCUUCCGACUGGAGAAUGAGCACCUGAAUAACUGUGGUGAGUUCCGCGCCGUGCGCGACAUCUCUGUGGCACCGAUGAAUGCCGAUGACCAAACACUGCUGGAGCAGAUGAUGGAUCAGGACGACGGAGUGAAGAACAGAGCCAAAAGCAAGAUAUGGAAGCGCAGCCAGAGUAUCUCUCUCCGUAUACCACGCUUGUCCUCCCAGAGCAAGACUCGUGAUGCCAAGGUCCUGAUUGAUGACACUGAUGAUGAAGCCAACACAUGAGGCACUCGUUGCUUUUACCGUUCACUCUCUUCGACCAUCUCCACCAAGCUUUCAUCCCCACUUCAGGCUUCUUUCUGUCCACUCACCACACCCCUUCAUUACAGGGCUGUCCUGUGCGCUUGCCAACUCUUCAUUAAGUGAUUUGCCUGCCCCCCUUCUUCCAAAUCCAUGGACAGAUGUAAACAAAGAAGCCAAGGAAUGACCGCUACACUCAAGGUUGCUUAGAUGGAGUUAGAAUAUUAAAGGGCGAUCAUAAUCUCCAUCUGCUGAUUUGUCCCGUCUUUCUGCUUACCUGACUUCAGACAGAUUUGAUUUAAUUGAUCUCUAUCGCUGUGAUGCCACACACAACACCCUGUGCUGGGUUUGUUUUAUUCACAGCUGAUCCUUUUUUUUUUUUUGUUUGUUUUACAUACUGUUUUCAUUGCCCUUACCCUUGAUAUCCCCAUACAUGCAUUUUUUUUUUGCAGAGCAUUAUGGAUAUUUUUUGUUCCCACCCCCCAGCAGUGCUGGAAGGGGUCCCAAUGAAAAAGGGGCUGGGGGAGUGACUGAGAUUUGAGGGAUUAACUUCCCUACAUUUAAACCUUCAUUAAUUCAUUGUUUUAAACCAAAGUUUUGUUUGCUCUUUCUCCAUCCUAUCUUCUCUCUGAUCUUUCCGAUCUUCUUGCUGGAUGUGUUCAAUUCUCUAUGCUCAUCUUAGUGGUGUGCAGCCACACCAUAAUCUGACAGAAGCCAGUCCUGCCAAGGGCCUGUAUUCUGCUCUUUGUAAGAGCUGAGCACUCCCUUCCAUAGCCUCAAUAGCCUGCACUGGGAGAGCUGUGCCUAACCAUUCCCCUACUGAGUACUGUUGGCCACGGGGGUAAAUGGUUCACAGACCCUCCCACAGCAGAGUGGGUGAAUUUAAAGCUCUCCCCUUUACUGCCAGAUAAGACAUGUCAACAUUGCACAUUGAGGUGCAAUGUAUGUCUCAAGUAUUCUCUAUGACUUCUGUGAGAGCAGGCUCAUACACGGCUGUCAGCUGUCUCAUCGCUGCCUUUCUGGGUUCUACCCACAUUUGCCAGCAGACCCUCCCACAAGGGCUGACAAUAGGGAACCAGUCUUAAUAACCCUCCCUCCAUACCCAGCACUGCAGUAGAUGCACAAUGCAGUUAUUGGGAAGGGGGCAGCAUAGUACUAACGUCAUUCAUUCUCGAAAGACGAUGUUGGCUUUAAAGAGUCCAUCCUCACCUUCUCCAUGAGACAGGUCUAGAUGUAUAAUGGAGCUGCCCUCUCCCACACACCUGUCUGCUUUCUCCAGUUAGUGCAAGGACAAUCUUAUGAAAUAGACCUCCGCUAGGUGACAACGUACCUCUACAAGAGUCUGCCUCUCUCAGCACUGCCCUGGCUCCAGUUCUUUGACGGGCUUGAGUCAAAGGGCCAUGCUGAGAGAUCUCGAGGUUUGUGACCACUGCUUUGUCUUAGCUGUUGCUGUACAUGUGCAUUGCUGUUCAGCUUGGCUUCCUAUGUCUGUGUGCAUGCUUUGUCCUUCCUUCCGUGCCAUGGGGGGAAUCAUUUGUAUUUUUAAAACCGAGCUCAACUGCUGUGUAUAGGGAGUUGCUUUUAAAGCCUGAUAGGCUGUAAUGGAAAGGAACUACACAUCAAGACUGACAUUAUACCUGUUACAACAUUUACAGUAACAAUAACUCCUAUGUCUGCUUAAAACCAAUUUGUUUGUGAUUAGGAAUAUGCAAAAUGAACUUGCAGGAAGGGACUGUUCAAUUGUAUUGUGAAGGCAACCAUUUUGAAACCUUGACCAAUGUUGUAUAAAACAGCUUUUUAAGUCACUAUGAGCUAGGGAGCUGAUAGAAAACAUUGUAGUUCAUCCUACAAAAUGGCUGACUUCAAAUUGUAUUGUUAAACUCCUUACAGGGUUUAGGAGCCACAUCGUUUACUGUGGGUUUUGUAUAUAAUUAGUAAUCUAGCCAACUCAGGCUUUGAUACUUACAUUCCCUAAAUAUGUCUCGGCUGUUUACUUGGCAAACAUUGCUGUAAUAGGAGGAAUACCGGAAGUAUGGCCACUUAUAAGCUGAGAUCAAAUGGCACCUUCCUGGCAUGCAGCUGUAACUUCAGUCUUUUGCUGGUACUGCUGUGAACAGUCUUCAUAAUGCGAUUUACUUGCAACAGGAUCGCUCACAUCAGUAGAGAGAACGGACACGGCCUACAGGAUCUCCCUCCCUGCCUCAGAGCUGGCUCAAGCUUUGUAGCUGUGAUGUAACAAACGUGCUCUUCUUGUGUAAGAUGUGAUGUAAGGCUGUACAGCAAGGGAAUCCUACCUGGAUGAGGGACGUGGAAAAACAGGGAAUAAAGAGGAAAUUAAAGCACACUCCGUCCCUCCCUGCUCCCCUCUCCAGCUGUCUGUCCCCACUGUGAAGCUCUCUUCCUGCUAGAUGUCUUCAGUAUCAGCACUGUGACUUGUUGGUGCAUUCCUAUCUUGUGUCCCUACACCCCACAUCUAGUCUUAUUUCAUUUCUCUUCCCUCCACACACUUCAUGCUUGCUCCUUCCCUUCCUUCUCUCCAAGCUUGUCCUCUAAAAGAGAGCACAGGCCGAUACUUGCUUGCUCUUCUCUGUGACUGUGCAGAUAGAUUUUUUGUUCCCUUUUGAUGGAUAUAAGAGUACAUUUUUUUUAAUACUGUGGAGUACUUUCUGGUCAGUAGGAAAAAAUUUGGCACAAAGUGCUUCUGGUUUGUAGAUUGUAUAAAAAACAAAAACAAAUUUA
Molecule: messenger RNA, 5163 nt
Organism: Rana temporaria (common frog)
Lineage: Eukaryota; Metazoa; Chordata; Amphibia; Anura; Ranidae
Gene: XPR1
Product: xenotropic and polytropic retrovirus receptor 1
Biological process (GO): phosphate ion transport; cellular response to phosphate starvation
Cellular component (GO): cytoplasm; Golgi apparatus; plasma membrane
Molecular function (GO): inositol hexakisphosphate binding
Source: RefSeq, a predicted model, not a curated record